Condylostylus longicornis is the source of this 1433-nucleotide messenger RNA. RefSeq names its product EARP-interacting protein homolog. The coding region runs from base 159 to 1292 and encodes 377 amino acids. The transcript is spliced from 4 exons. The record is from RefSeq and is a predicted model, not a curated record. Gene Ontology annotation, biological process: protein ubiquitination. Lineage: Eukaryota; Metazoa; Arthropoda; Insecta; Diptera; Dolichopodidae. Gene Ontology annotation, molecular function: protein binding.
UAAAUGAAGUAUACAAUAGAUUUUAUUUUCAUCAACAAUUUUGAAUAAAUGAUUACAAAUUUCUAAUUGUAAAUAUUUAGGUUUUGUUGAUUAGAAUAAAAUAAUUUAAAUCAUAAUUUUAAGUUUUACGAAAAUAUUUUUCCGCUUUAAGUUCAAUAAUGGAUGAAAACAGCUCGUUAAUAUACGGUUUGGAACUACAGGCUAGAGCUAUGACACCACAACUAGCUGAAAGUAAUGAAAUAAGAUUUUUUAUAGCUACGCAUUCCCUUAAACCAAAUAAUCAAAUCCAUCUAAUUGAAUACAAUGAAGAGAAGCAAUCAUUAAAAGCAGUGAUUUUUUCACAUCCACUUGGCGAAAUCUGGAAAUUAAACAGUAGUCCGCAUAAUAGCAGAAGAAUCGCAACAUGUUUUAGUUCUAUUAAAAACGGGCAAGUUCUCAGUCAGACUGCUAUUUUAGAUUUGCCGGAAGACUUACAAAAAAAGCCUGAUCAAGAUGAAUUUCUCAAUUUUCAUAACGUUGAAAUUCUACCGUCAGCUGAUUACGGAAAUGAAAUUAAAAAUACAGAAUUUCAUCCAUCAGAUGAACAAAUUAUAGCCAGUGUUAUUGAUGGAAAAAUUAUAAUAUAUAAUAGAUCUGAGAGCAAAACCAGAAUAGCUGCGGAAAUAAAUGCUAAUAAACAUGCACAGAAAUUUACUACUGGAAAAUGGUCACAACACCACCAAGGAAAUCAAUUCAUAACAUUACAUGAGUGUAGUGUUAAAUCUUUUGAUAUUCGGGAUACUAAUCAUUGUGCCUGGUCAAUAGAAGAAGCACAUGGAACAUUAGUGCGAGAUUUAGACAGUAAUCCAAACAAAUCUUGCCAUCUCGCGACAGCAGGAGAUGAUGGUUAUAUAAAAAUAUGGGAUACUCGAAUGACGAAAGAACCCAUAUUCUUUAGAAAUGAUCAUUAUCAUUGGAUAUGGAGUGUAAGGUUUAACACUUUCCACGAUCAACUUUUAUUAACGAGCAGCAGUGAUGGAAAAGUUUUAUUAACUUGUGCUGGAAGUGUAAGCUCAGAAACUCAAGAUAAUAUUGAUGAAAGCUUAUUGCAAAGAGAUAUCAAUUUAGAACAAAAUGAAACAAAAAAAGUUAUGCCAGAUGGACUGUUACAAACAUUUGAUCAGCAUGAAGAUUCGGUCUAUUGUGCUGAAUGGAGCAGUGUAGAUCCUUGGAUAUUUGCCUCCUUGAGUUAUGACGGCAGAAUGAUAAUUUCGAAAGUUCCAAAACAAUAUAAGUAUCAAAUUUUAUUUUAAUAAUCCUUAAAUUAUUAUGCAAAAGUAUAUUUACACUUCGAAUCUAUUUAUACCUACAUGUAUAGAAUUUGUUUUUUUAUUUUUCUAAAAUAUUAAGUAUUAAAAGUACCAAUAUUCCAAAAAUGACUUAUUAGCUUAAUU